AUGAAGUGGUCGUUCUUGGCCGUGGUCUUUGGCCUAUGCUCGGUCGUCUGGGCCAGCAAUUUGCCCACCUCCAAGUCGCAAUAUUGCUUCUAUUCGAUCUAUAAGUCUUUGACCUCGUUGACGUUCGAGACCGAGGCUACUUCGUCGGCGCACACGCACACAAGCUCCAAGGCCAACCGUACCUCUACAUCUGCCAGUCAUGGGGCGAGCAUGGCCCGCAGAGGUGGACGAGGAGGCGGUGCGUCGACGACGACCAAGUACGAACCGUACUGUGAGGACACCAUCGAGGUUACUUCGAUCUACGCGUCGAUGAAGGAAUAUUGCUCCGCCAACGAGAUUGUCAAGGGCGUGGCGUACUGGCAGGUGCUCUGUGGCAAGAACCAGGUGGACUUGAUCAAUCUCACCGCGAUCGACACCGAGCUCACCCCCCAAUACCUCGCCAGUCUGCCCGCCGUGGCCCCUGACACUUACAACACCUCCGUGACUGUCACGAGUCCCGUGUUGUUGGAGAAGAGCUACUAUAAACGGUAUCUGCGUCGAUUGGAAGCCACAAUCAACGCAACACCAACGAAUAUCGUCUACGGAUGGGCGCUGAUCGGAUACUGGGGCGGGGUCAUAGUCUUGGGCAGUCUGUUCAAUCUGUCCAAGGCAUCUCCCUGGUCCCUUUCUCGAGGUCCCCUCGCCACCCUCCGAUAUUAUUUGAGACUGCACCUGGUGAUCCCCGCCACCGUCGGCACCUAUCACCAACGAGCGCUGUACUGGUGUAACAUCCCCAAGCGAUUGGACUCAGUCAUCGUUUUUGGCUUCUGGGCUAUAUCGAUUGUCCUGUCAUGCGUCAAUCUUGGUACCUUCUCGGGGAAUCCCACGACCCCCGACGUGUCUCAGCAGAAUUGGGUAUAUCUAUCGGACCGCACGGCCGUGCUGUCCUAUGCGUGUCUCUGUUGGCUGUGGAUGUUCGGAGGCCGGAACAACAUCUUCCUCUGGUCAACCGGCUGGAGCUACGGGACCUUCUCGGUCUUCCACCGCCAUAUUGCUCUGGUGGCCACGCUCGAGGCGGUGGUUCACUCCAUUGGAUAUACCGUCCAAUGGAACGUCUAUUCUUCCGACUACAUUCCUGCUUUGAAAGAUCUAUACUUUGUGUUGGGAAUUGUGGCAACGAUCAUCAUGUGUCUCAUGAUUCUUUUCGCGAUUCUUCCUAUCCGCCAGCGAUUCUACGAGCUCUUCCUCCUCAUUCACAUUGCCUUCGCGGUCGUGCUUCUAUACUGCUUGUAUAUUCACACGGCGCAGAUCGGAGCAGUGUAUUACAGUGGCUAUCUCUGGCCCCCCGUGGCCAUCUGGAGCUUCGAUCGCUUCCUCCGCCUGGUCCGCCUGGUUUGGUGCAACGUCCGCGUCUGGUAUGGCCAUGCCAGCCGCACCCAGGCGGUGGUGCACUACAGCCCCGCCAGCGAUGUGAUGCGCGUGGAUAUCCUGAAUGCCACGGUGCAGGGCGGGCCGGGACAGUACUAUCAUCUAUACCAACCCAUGACGCUGAGAGGGUGGGAGAACCACCCCUUCACGCUCGGUGCGUUCUCUACCAGCACCGCUGCUAGCAGCCCCAUCGCCACCCCGGGGCAGGUCGAGGACGGUCUCAAGCCAUCCACACCACAGGUGCAAGUGACCGAGACCGGCUCAGCGUCACCCCCAACCUCGAUCCUGACGUUCUGGAUCCGCCCCUAUGACGGCUGGACCAAGCGCCUCCGCGACCAAUGCAGGCAACAGCCCGGCAACACCGUCCAUCCCACCCUCCUCCUUGAAGGUCCCUACGGCCACCGCGCCCCGCUACGCACCUAUCACACUCUCAUCAUGAUCAUGGGUGGCACGGGGAUUGCCUGCGCGAUCCCCUACCUCCAGGACCACCUGACGCGCCGACGGCGUCAGGCGCCCACAUCGACGGUCCGCAUUCAGCUCCACUGGACCGUGCGCCAGCCGGCCUUCGUAGCGGAGCUGCUGCAGCGCGAGCUUGCAGACAUCCUUACCAGCGGCGACGUGCAGGCAUCCUUCUACUGCUCUCGCAAGGGGGUCGUCGUCGAGGACGAGCGUGUCCCGACGGUAGUCGACUCCGCGAAUGAAAAGGGAACUGCCACCGGCGCGAAGCUCGUUCACUCCGCCGCGGGGACAAUCCACCCCGGCCGGGCGCCCAUUGACCAGAUUCUCGCCGAGGCGGGCGCCGUCGCCGCGGCGGAGAACACGCGAGUCGCGGUUGUGAGCUGCGGCCCGGCUGCCAUGGCCGACCAGACCCGGGCGGCGGUGCAUGCGGCGCUGAAGCAGGGGUGUCGCACGAUGGACUAUUUCGAAGAGGCGUAUGGCUGGUAG
Molecule: messenger RNA, 2352 nt
Organism: Aspergillus japonicus CBS 114.51
Lineage: Eukaryota; Fungi; Ascomycota; Eurotiomycetes; Eurotiales; Aspergillaceae
Product: ferric reductase family protein
Exons: 6
Coding region: 1-2352 (783 amino acids)
Biological process (GO): copper ion import; iron ion transport; intracellular iron ion homeostasis
Cellular component (GO): plasma membrane
Molecular function (GO): ferric-chelate reductase activity
Source: RefSeq, a predicted model, not a curated record